AUGAAACGAAAGCAGCGCCGCUACAGAACGACAUUCAACUCACUGCAGCUGCAGGAACUCGAACGGGCCUUUCAGCGGACGCACUAUCCGGACGUGUUCUUUCGCGAGGAGCUCGCGGUGCGUAUCGAUCUCACCGAGGCACGCGUCCAGGUCUGGUUUCAGAACCGCCGUGCCAAGUGGCGCAAAAGCGAAAAGACAACGGUGGGCGGUACCGGUGAGCCGGACUCGCAACAGGACCAGCAGGACCCACAGCAACUCUCCACGUCGUCGUCGUCGUCCACCGGUACGACCACCCUUUGCCCGCGCGGUGACGGCACAGGGGAGACUGUGCUGGGUGAUGUAAGUAUACUGGUGGAUGCGGGCGACGGUACCGGUGGCAGCAGAAUGCUCGACGACGACGAAGACGACGAUGGGUUGGGGCUUUCCGACGAGGUACUGCACGGGAUGGGAGGCACACUCAAAUCUCAGCAUCAUUCCCAGACGGUGGGAGGUUUGGGAGGUUUGGGGAAGAAUGCAGGGUUGAACGAAGCAAUGUCGAGUGAAGCGAUGUCUGGACACCAUCACCACCACCUACAUCACCACCUGCAACAGCAUCAUCAGCAUCAACAUGUAGGGCCGAGCUCCCGGGCGUCACUAUUGGAUGCGGUAGAUGUCGUACUGCCUGGCAGCUCCAGCACAGCGGGACUUUCCUUCGAUGGGGGUUCGCUGCACAGUAUGGCGCUCGGAUUGCCGGACGAUCCAACAGGCGCCGGACCGGUAAGCAGCUCCGCGUACAGUGUGGUGGACGCGGAGUUGCCACGUCUCACGAUUGGGUCACUCUCUUCGCCCGGUCGUCUAUCGCCCAACCUGUUCCUGAACCUCAACUUCGACCAUCUCAACUCGCUCGAUGGUAGUCGGUCCAGUAGUUUGACGUUCGAAUGGAACAGCUUCACCGGCACCAGCACGACCUCCACCUCGACCAAGCUUACUCCCUCGGGUACGUCCUACACCACCUCCGUGAAUAACUCCACCGACGGUCUCGGGACGGUCAGCUCUUCCAAUCAGGACGGUGCUGGUGGCUGUUGCUCUCUGCAUCCAAACGACGGUUCCACCCAGCAGCAGCAAGCGCUACAUCAUCAUCCACAUCAGCACCAUCAACACCACCACCAUCAGCAGCAACAGCAGCAUACGGCCUCCGUGUACGAUGACGAGAUGAAGUUCCUGCAUGUGGACCAUUUCGGUGCGAUGGAAAGCUUCAAGCACGAAUCCCUCUUCAACCUCGAUCAAACCCUGCUCAGUGCGUCGGGGCCGCCAUCCACCGAUCAACCACUCACGCUGCUACAGCAACAGUCUCACCAUCAGCAACUACCAUCACACCCACACCAGCAUCAUCACCAUCAACAGCAGGUGCUGUGCGGUUCGCAUUCGGCUCAAAAGAAUUCCCUCCAGCAGCAGCAGCAACAGCAGCAGCAACAUCACCACCAUCACCAUCAUCACCACCAUCACCAUGCGCAUCACCACGGGCACCAUGACCAUCAUCUCGGCGUGCUGGUGGAUGAGCUGUCCGGGUUCCCAUCGCUCACGGACCAUACCAGCAGUACUGGUGAUGAUGAGUCUGCUGCCGGCCAACCGGGACCGAACGCUUGCGUGGACGAUCCGCAACGGGCCUCCCCAUCGGAACUGCUCGAUCUAGAGCGACCGAUCAACAUACACAUCAACGUGGAGGACGGUCUCGACACGCUGCAUGCGGAUGAUAAGUUCUGA
Anopheles marshallii is the source of this 1743-nucleotide messenger RNA. RefSeq names its product transcriptional regulator ovo-like. Lineage: Eukaryota; Metazoa; Arthropoda; Insecta; Diptera; Culicidae. Bases 1 to 1743 code for a protein of 580 amino acids. Gene Ontology annotation, molecular function: DNA-binding transcription factor activity, RNA polymerase II-specific; RNA polymerase II transcription regulatory region sequence-specific DNA binding. The transcript is spliced from 2 exons. The record is from RefSeq and is a predicted model, not a curated record. Gene Ontology annotation, biological process: regulation of transcription by RNA polymerase II.